AAAUGGUCAGGAGGUGUGUGAGUGUAUUCAUCUUGGCUGAGGAGGGGCUGCAUGUGAGCAGGAGUGUGUGUGAGUGCGUAUUCAUAUUCGUAUGCAUGUGUGUGUUCACCUGUGUGUUAAAUCAGCAUUGUUCCAGACAGAGGGAAAGCUGUGCCGCGCUGUUUGGAAAAUCCAAGGUCAUUGGAGCCUGGUCACAUGCGCUGUAUGAGAGCGUGCAUGUGUGAUUGAGUGUCUGUGAGAGCGUCUCUCUCUCUCUCUCUCUCUCUCUCUCUCUCUGGCUAUGUGACAGAGAAAAAGGCUUUAGGCAAAGAACAGAGAAUUUCAUCAGGUUUUCCAUCAAUGUACGGUGUUUGUGGAUGCUGUGGGGCACUAAGACCCCGUUACAAGAGGCUGGUGGAUAACAUCUUUCCGGAGGACCCUGAGGAUGGUUUGGUGAAAGCUAACAUGGAGAAGCUUACUUUUUAUGCCUUGUCCGCUCCGGAGAAACUAGACCGUAUCGGUGCCUACCUGUCAGAGAGACUAUCCAGAGACGUUGCCCGGCAUAGAUAUGGGUAUGUUUGUAUUGCUAUGGAGGCUUUGGACCAGCUACUGAUGGCCUGUCACUGUCAGACUAUAAACCUUUUUGUGGAGAGUUUCCUUACUAUGGUGCGCAAGCUGCUGGAGGCAGACAAACCCAAUUUACAGAUCCUGGGCACUAACUCAUUUGUGAAGUUUGCGAACAUAGAGGAGGACACACCGUCAUACCAUCGUAGCUACGAUUUCUUUGUCUCACGCUUCAGUGAGAUGUGCCAUUCCAGUUACGAGGAUCCAGAUAUUCGCACAAAGAUUCGUAUGGCAGGGAUCAGGGGUCUUCAGGGGGUGGUGAGGAAAACUGUCAAUGAUGAACUGCAGGCAAAUAUCUGGGAGCCUCAACACAUGGACAAAAUCGUGCCAUCUCUCUUGUUCAACCUCCAACAGGAAGAAGGCGUAGAGAGGUCUCCUUCCCCAGAGACAGAGAAGGACAAGGAGAGUCCAGUGGAGCUGACAGAGAGAUGCUUUCGAGAGCUGCUAGGACGAGCGGCCUAUGGCAACAUCAAGAAUGCUGUGAAACCUGUGCUCAUGCACCUGGAUAACCAUUCACUUUGGGAGAGCAAAACAUUUGCAGUCCGCUGUUUCAAAAUCAUUAUGUACUCCAUUCAGUCCCAACAUUCACAUCUGGUGAUUCAGCAGCUGUUGGGCCACUUGGAUGCCAACAGUAAGAAUUCAGCCCGAGUGCGUGCUGGGAUAGUGGAGGUGAUCUCAGAGGCAGCUGUUAUAGAGGCCAGUGGAUCCAUAGGGCCCACAGUACUGGAAGUGUUUAAUACUCUACUGAAGCAGCUUAGACUCAGUGUGGACUACGAGCUUACAGGAUCCUACGACUCUUUUGCAAACAUGGGCUCCAAGGUCAUUAAAGUACACGAGGAGAGACAACUCCAAGAGGCCGUCAUCAAAACUGUUGGCUCAUUUUCAAACACACUGCCCCCCUACCAGCGCUCAGAAGUCAUGUUGUUCAUCAUCGGUAAAAUUCCUGUGCCAGGCAUGUAUCCGGCUCUGGGCUCAGCCAACACUGGGGUUGAGGGCAGUAGGAUGAUCCAGGUUAUGCUGCUAAAGUCUCUGCUGCAGGUUACAGCAGGAUUCCAGUCUACAAACAUUUUGACAGCCCUUCCCACCUCAUUCCUGGAGCCUCUCUUGUCCUUCACUUUGAUGGAAGAUGCAGAGAUCCGUCUCCUCGUUCUUGACAUCCUCAUCGGCAUCAUUGAUCGCCAUGACAACCGGCACAAAUUCUCCCCUGUCAGAAUUAUCUCAGAUAUCUCAGCACUGAAGCUGAAAGUAGACAAGUGCUCCAGGCAGGAUAACCUGUUCAUGAAGAAACACAGCCACAGGCUAUACCGCCACAUUUACCUAGCCUGCAAAGAGGAGAGCAGCGUCCAGCGGCAUUUUGAGUCUCUUUAUACACUGCUGGGGUUGAUCUGUGUGGAGCUGGCCAAUGAGGAGGUGGUGGUGGACCUGAUCCGACUGGCUUUGGCAUUACAGGACCUGGCCUUGAUUGAAGAGGAUCUUCCUGUAUAUACCCGCUGUGCCAUUCACGCUCUGUCAGCUGUGUACCUGAACCUCAUCAGUCAGCUGACCACAGUGCCUACCUUCUGCCAACACGUCCAUGAGGUGAUUGAGUCAAGAAAGAAACUUGUUCCUUUCCUGCUGCCAGAGAAUGUUUUUGUUGAGAGCUCAGAGAUCCCGGAGAAGCUGGAGAAGGUUGAGGGAGAGGUGCUGUUUGCGCAGACUAAGAUAGCAGAGAUACUGGGUGGCAGCGGAUACAACACAGAGAGACUGGCCACUGCAUACAUCCCACAGAUCACAGAUGAAGACAGACUGUCCAAGAGGAAGAGUAUUGGAGACACUGUCUCCCUGCAGUUAGAGAUGGAGUCCAGAAACAGUCCAGAGAAAGAGCAGAGAUCCACAGCAGAGCAGAUAACAUUUGAAACUCUUAAACAAGCCAUUGUAGACAGUGUGAAUGUGGAUGAGCAGGAGAGAGAGCGUAGAAGGCAGGUGGUGGAGCGGUUUCAGACCGCCCCGUUUGAGGAGAUUGCAGCCCACUGUGGGGCCAGGGCUUCCCUGUUGCAGAGUAAACUCAACCAAAUCUUCGAAAUCACUAUCAGGCCUCCACCGAGUCCAUCUGGCUCUGUCGGAAACGGUCACGGCCGGAGCCACUCCAUACCAGUCUAUGAAAUGCAGUUUCCAGACCUCUGUGUAUACUGAGAGACCCAGGAGCCCUAGUCACCACAUACAGCUGUUUUCAUCCCACUACAAUCGCUCCUUUCUAGUGUAAUAUCUGACUUUAGAUAAGGAUUAAGGCUGUACUUUAUCCUGAAGUCUAUUUAUGCCAAUAAAGCAAGAUUAUAUACCAUAUGUUGGUUAUAUAUGCACUUAAAAACUUAGUCUAGAUGAAGAAGUCCAGAAUUUAUCGACAAAUGAUCGUAUCUUGUCUGCUAGCGUAGAGAGCAGAAUGAGGUUUUCAUGUUCAGGUUACUGUGUAAGUGUGUACAGUCUGUUGUUCAGAGCAAGUGAUUGGUACAACUUGUACAACUAAAGAGUAAAGCUGCCUUAAAUUUUGUAUCUUAAGUUAAGGAAAUGUGUCCAAAAAUGUCCCAGAUGUGUUUCCAAAAACGACGUUCUUUUGUGUCUGUGUGUGUGGGUAUGGACAGUUUAACUAAGUAAAAGCUUUGAUCGCAUGUUUAAACCGUCUCUACAUGCUGCAAUAACAGCUGUAUUUAAAGCAAUAAUUAUUGAAUUAAAAAAAUAAAACCUUUUGGGUAGAAGCUGAGGAAGCAUACAGUAAAUACUUAGUUACUAGUUUAACUCAAUGCAGUAUUCCAGUCAGAACUGAUGGCUUAAUGUCACUGUGUGUAAGAAAGUAAAUGUGUUACAUUCACAUAGUGAAGUCAGACCUGUAUCAUUAUUCAUUAUACUCUUAUCGCUGCAGUUUCAUACGUGGAGGGGUCAUGAUGUAUAAACCACAGUACACACAGAAAUAGCUUUCAAACCAAGCAGCUUUCCCUUGAAUUAGCAUGGCCAUCUUGAACCCAUUGUGAAAUCUGCUUCGGAAAUUUUUUUGCCUUUGGCUCAAAUUCCAGAUUGUGUGUAUUCCUAUUGGAAUUUUGCUAUAUUCACUUUCAAACCAAGCAGCUUUCUGUAGGUCAAUGCAUGCCAUCUCACAGGAAAUUCUGUUGAGGUAAUGACAUUUUGCCUGCAAAUGUGAUCACAUCUUUUCAGACACUACCUUUAGGGCCUAAAGGGAUCGAUUAUCUACCCCCUUUUUAUUUUAUUUUAUUUUUUAUAAUUUGUGUGUUUCAUUUGUCUUCUGUUGUACUUAAAUUUGUAAAUAAUUUCAAGUUUAUAUCAAGAUUUUGUUAUCCUGGAUUUAAAUGCAGCACUUUAAAGCUCACCGUGUACUGUAAAUGUGGUGUAUGCUGAAAAAUACUUCAUGUUGUGUUAAUUUCAUCUUAAUGUGUUCUUGU
This is a messenger RNA of Carassius carassius (crucian carp), 4034 nucleotides long. Its product is annotated as protein EFR3 homolog B-like. Lineage: Eukaryota; Metazoa; Chordata; Actinopteri; Cypriniformes; Cyprinidae. Gene Ontology annotation, biological process: protein localization to plasma membrane. Gene Ontology annotation, cellular component: plasma membrane. The transcript has 22 exons. The record is from RefSeq and is a predicted model, not a curated record. The coding region runs from base 340 to 2775 and encodes 811 amino acids.